Messenger RNA from Drosophila takahashii, 2199 nucleotides. RefSeq names its product pickpocket 28 (gene ppk28). The record is from RefSeq and is a predicted model, not a curated record. Gene Ontology annotation, cellular component: plasma membrane. Gene Ontology annotation, biological process: sodium ion transmembrane transport. Lineage: Eukaryota; Metazoa; Arthropoda; Insecta; Diptera; Drosophilidae. Gene Ontology annotation, molecular function: ligand-gated sodium channel activity.
UGUAAACUUUAUCUAUGCCUGAUUUUCGACAUUUGCGGAUUGCAAAAAGGGGGCCAAAAUCAAUUUGGCAGUUAUCACAGCAAAUGGACGACCUUGUUUGCCUUGGGUCAAUAUGAUUACGCCUGAUGACCGCAAUGGAAAUGUGCAAGUGCAAAUGGAGUUGUGACCUCUAUAAAUACUGGCGAUCCGCAAACUUCGGGAUACAGUGCAUCAUGAGGCGGUUGACGGACAGCAGGCGGCGUCACAGUGGCUCCUCGAUGUGGCGGAGGGAUUCCCAGGAUUCGGAGGACGAUGAGCAAACCAUCUGCAGCUGUGCGGCGAUCAAGAGGAGUGUGGUUUACUACCUCAAGAACAGCACGCUGCAUGGGUUAAAGUACAUAGCCGAGGAGAGCAUCACCAUUCCGGAAAGGGUCUUCUUCGGCAUUGCCUUUGUCCUGGUGGUGAUCCUCUCCGGGUUCUUCAUCUCCAACGUCUACGUCAAGUGGAGCGCCUCGCCGAUCAUCAUUUCGACCAGCGCCAAGCAAAAGCUGACCAGCAACAUGCCCUUUCCGGCCAUCACCAUCUGCAAUCUCAACCAGGCGCUGCUCAGCCAGGUGGAUCGCAUUUCCCGCACCAGCACGAACUUCUCCCUGCUGAUGGGCCUGUGCGACCAGGGCGGGGACACCACUAUCUCGUACAUCGGCACCUGGAAGUACUUCAAGGCGAUCCUCGUCGAGGUGGCCCAGCCGUGCGAGAAGAUGCUGCUCUACUGCAGCUUUGGUUCGCGCGAGGAGGAGUGCUCGCUGCUCUUCAACUCCAUCCUCACGGACGACGGGCUGUGCUGCAACUUCAAUGCCCUUGACCCAUCGUAUCUCAUUCGGAACUAUAGCGACGACGUGAGGUGGGAGCCGGCACAGCCGAAUUCCCGCUACGAGCCCAUCGACUGGACGCCGGAGAAGGGCUAUGCCCGCAAGCUGCCCGAGUUCUACUACCCGCGCACCUCGGGCGGCACUGGCAUCCGGAUGGGCCUGACCGUCGUGCUGAACGCCUCCAUUGCGGAGUACUACUGCACCAAGUCCAUGAGUGUGGGCUUCAAGGUCCUCGUCCACAAUCCGGCCGAGCUGCCGAAGGUGAGCAACUACGGAUUCGUGGUGACAGCCGGACGAGAGGCUCGGAUUCCCAUCGAGCCGGUCUACGAGGAUGCCCUGCCCACGAUACGGACCAUCAAGAAGUCGGUGCGUCGCUGUCUGUUCUCGGACGAGAACGAUUUGGCCUACUACCGGACGUACUCGCGCAAGAACUGUGAGCUGGAGUGCGAGGCCAAGCUGCUGCUCCGCGAGUGCAGCUGUGUGCUGUACUACCUGCCGCGGAUCGAUCCGCUGGCCAGGGUGUGCGGACCCAACGACAACCAGUGCACCGAUCGGGUGCAGACGGAGAUCGAGUCCUCGAUGACGAACCUGUCCUGCGAAAGCUGCUGGCCGGGCUGCUUCGAGCUCACCUACAAGGCAACCCUCUCGACGGCCUCGAUCGUCUCGGAUCCGCGCUUUCAGGCCGGCGAGAACUUGCCCGACUAUAUCUUCCACGGACCAUAUAGCAACGCCAGCGAGAUCUCCAUCCUGCACUUCUACUACAUGACCAACAUAUUCCGCAGCACCACCAAGUCCGAAAUGUUUGGCUUUACCGAGUUUUUGUCGAACACUGGCGGCCUUCUGGGUCUCUUCAUGGGCUUUAGCAUUUUCUCGGUGAUCGAGAUAUUCUUCUACAUCACCGUGCGUCCGUACUGCGCCUCCCGGACGCUCCGGCAGCGUCACAAGCGUCGUCUGGAGCAGCUGCGCUGGCUGACUCCGGUCCGGAUGCCCGGCCGUCGGAUUCUACGCCGAACUCGAGGCGUUUUCGCCCGGAAUCCCAAUCCCAAUUCAAAUCCAAAUCCCCCGCCGCCCGCCUACAGUGAUCUGCAGAAGAGCCGCGGGAAGCUGGGAAAAGGGGUGGCAAACAAGAGGAGUCUCUGGCAGACGUUGCAAGUGAGGCCAGUGGAUCGCCCGGAUGUGGAACCACCCGUAUAUCCGUACCUGAAUUGAGUUUAUAUCGGAAUACACAGAGAAAAAUAGCUAAAGUACUAAAACAUUUCCCUAGUUUGAUAUAGAAUUCCUUUUUUCCUUGCCUUUAUUGAAAGUUAAAGAAAAAAUCAAGGAUUUCACAGCCAUUAUAAUAUUUAAAAAU